This is a messenger RNA of Mycetomoellerius zeteki, 1442 nucleotides long. RefSeq names its product zinc finger protein 546. Lineage: Eukaryota; Metazoa; Arthropoda; Insecta; Hymenoptera; Formicidae. The record is from RefSeq and is a predicted model, not a curated record. The transcript is spliced from 5 exons. Gene Ontology annotation, biological process: regulation of gene expression. Bases 81 to 1442 code for a protein of 453 amino acids. Gene Ontology annotation, cellular component: nucleus.
UAUGGAACGACGCCGUCCGCGGACGUGUUUCGCGGUCUUUGAACGUAGCUAAUUUUAACUAGGUUAUUACGCGUGGCGUUAUGGAUUUACCUGGGAACGGAGCAUCGCGCGAUCUCGUUAAAUGUCCUCUAACGUUACCGCAGUUCUCCGAGCUGCGUUCAAUGCCGACUGCCGCAGCCGCUGCAAUCGCCGCCAUCGCUGCGGCUGAUAGCCGUAGCAUGCAAUCGCAGGGGGUGCAAACCACUGUCCAAGCGGUCACGUCUCCGCAAGAGACUUCGACAAGUACACUCAGCAAAUAUCUUGCGACACCUUUACCUGGCUGGCAGGAUACUUUGAUUCAAUUGUGCGAGAAGCAAGUGCUUAACAUAAUUAAUGUCCCCAGUUAUAGUCAAAAUAACAUGACACUCGGUGCACAAUCGAGUAAUUUUAGUUUUAUUAAUAGUCUAUACUUACCUUCUACGUCGCAGGCAGAUACUGUAAAGCAAGACAUAGAUAUCCAGCCUAAAGAGGAGAAAAAUUCAGACAAGGAAUCUGAAAUUCUGUUAAAGCAACACCAAACAGCAGCAGCCAUGGCUGAAUACUUACAGAAAUUACCAUCUGAAUUUUCUCUGCGAGAAGCGUUUGGGCUAUGUGCAGAAGUAAAAAAGGAGAAGACACGGGAAGAGAAAGUAGAGCACGUGCAGAAUAAUAUUCUAAAUAUACCAAAUAUCAGAAACAUUUAUCUACAAAAUGGCAACAAUUUUGCAAACUCGGAUCAGAUGACCAUGACUGUUAAUCCGAGCGAUUUGAAUCUGCAAAAUGAACAAGAAAUUGAAAACAAUUUGCGAAAUGUUCUAAAAGUCGAGCAGCAAGUACAAACCGAUUUGCCAAAAAUCGAGAAAAAAUCGAAAUUUCGAGCGAAAAUUAGCGAGAUUAAAAUCAGUGUUAACUACGACGGAACUACGCUUUAUUGUUGCCCGGAGUGCAAUUUAGGGUUUCCAGACAAGGCGGACAUCGAACAACAUAUACAGGCUCAUCUUCAAGAACGAAAGUACCAAUGCAAAGAAUGUGGUGCCAUGUUGAAAAGAAAGGAGCAUCUUGAUCAGCACAUGCGAGGUCAUUCGAACGAGCGACCUUUUAAAUGCGAGGUAUGCCAGAAGGCUUUCAAGAGAAAUGAACAUUUAACAAGACAUACCGUCAUCCAUUCCGGCAACAAGGAUUUUCCGUGUACUAUGUGCCAGAAAGCGUUUUCGCGCAAGGACCACUUAAACAAGCACUUUCAAACGCAUUUUGGCAUUCGUAAGAACAAAAAGGAAGAUUCUUAUUAUACCGAUCAAAAAGAUACAAGAAUAUUCGAUAACAGUACCGAUAUCGCGGCGUCGCCUAAGCAGGAGGUGAGCUAUAUUUUAAAGGACGGUUCCUUAAUGAAGCAGGAAAAUAUUGCAUACGUUCGCUUCUAUUAA